Messenger RNA from Leishmania braziliensis MHOM/BR/75/M2904, 9216 nucleotides. RefSeq lists its product as hypothetical. The record is from RefSeq and is a predicted model, not a curated record. NCBI's taxonomy places the organism in Eukaryota, Euglenozoa, Kinetoplastea, Trypanosomatida, Trypanosomatidae. Bases 1 to 9216 code for a protein of 3071 amino acids. The transcript has a single exon.
AUGCCGACGGUGUCCGUAGUCGGUAUCGAUGCCGCCUGGGCGCCCUCGCGUGGCCCAUCGACAGUCACCGAUGCCGAUGGCGCCACCGAGCGGGACAGCACCGGCUUUCUCGCGGUACCAGAGGUAGACAUGGAAACCAGCAUCGUCAUCCUAGACCUCGCACCCCGCACCUCGGACACAAGCGCAUCGCACGGCCCUCCUGCGAACGGCGCUGCUUGUUAUGUGUCCGACAAGCCGCUGAUUGGAGCUCCCGGCGGCGGUGUGUGGGCACGAUUGCAAGCUGCCGGGUUUCCGUGCCUCGUCGCUGUUCUGGCACAACCAGUGCUGAGAGAAUCCGCUGAUGCGCCGCCAUGGAAGCUGACGCCGAGGGCACUGGAGGAAGGAAGCGACGACAAGGAGUAUGUUGAUAGCUCUGGUCAAAGUACAGGCGUGAAGGCGAGUUUGACGCACGCGACUGCACACCCGCUACCACCGCCGCGGACGACCGACUCUCUCCUUUCUCCCGUGUCACCAUCGGGUGCAUCCGACACGACAGCGAAGCCGCUGUUGGUGUAUCUGCCCACUGUCGCACCCGCUGCCGACGCCUCCACGAAUGCUGCUGCGGCUGCUGGACACGACGAUAUGGCUGGUGGGAUCGGUGAUGCCGACUCAGAAGUAUCGGCGGUCGCUGUAUUGCCCUCCCUCUUGCACAGCAUGUCGUCGCACGGCAUGGUGGACAAGCAGUGCAGGCUGCUAAACCCUGACUUGGCCCGAGCAGCGACAGCCACGACUACCGCUGCAGGUCGGGCCAUCUCCGUCCUGUCUUCCAUUGCGCCCUGUCGCCCGUCGCAGCCGCGCGCCCUCUUGCCUCUGUACUUCGCCUCGGCCCCGGUGGCGUCGCUCCGCUACCUCCUUGCCUUGGCGGCCAUGAGGGCAGACAACCGCGGCACACAAUCGGCCCCACGCGGAGGCGCCGGCGCCACCGAUGAGGUAGCGAAUAGGCGGCAAUUACUGCAAGUCGAUGCGGCGCAGCAACCAUUACCUCCCUCACCGAGCGCCUGCACAGACGCAAGCACAGGGGCGGUUGGCGUUGCUCGAGUCGUCUGUCGAGCAGUGUGGCCAAUUCCUCCGUGGCCGCCGAAUCCACCGCCGGAGUUCGCCCCCGAAGCCGCCCCGCUGCUAUCCUACUCGAUGAGCACGGACGGUGACCACCAUGGGACUUCGAUAGACAAAUCUGCGAUACUGCGGGAGGCGGGAACAGCAGCACCCGAGGAGAAGAAUAUGGAGGCUGUUGUGUCUGACGUACUGGUGCACCUCGGUGAGUGGAACAGCUCCCUCGUGGCCGGUAUCUUCAUGAGUGCGAAGGUGCUGGCGGUGAGCAAGCCCACGACACAGGCAAGUCAGCCCCCCCUGCCGCAGCAACAGCGAGAGGGGACGACGACGACAACAACAAGCGAGCGCGAGGCGGAGGCUGACGCGACGACUCUGGAUAAAAAAGCUGACAGUGUCACUGUGGCCUCAUCCUGCCCUACCGCGAUGCCAGAGCUGCUAGCUGUUCUUUUUCAGUACUGGCAUCAGCGGUUGGCGAGCCUUCCGGCGAGCAGCUCUGCGGUGCGCCCUUCCCAACGGCAGCAGCAACACCGAGAGGCACCCGCAUCUCACAAGCCCGUUGCCGUCACCACCACCACUGCCGCUGCCGCCGCCUUGGCCGCCCUGCACCACUACACGUCCGCGUCUCUCGUGGAACAGCUGUUGAUGUCGAUCGAGUUCUCCAUCGCGUACUUGGCGAACCGCAAGCAGGACGCUGCGGCAGCGGUGGCGAUGGCUGGUGGCCAGGCAGAUGCAGGCGCAGCAGUUGGUGAAACACUCGAUGGGGAUGGUGCUCCAACGCCGCCCUUGACGUCGUUGCAAGUACAGCGACGACUCCAGUGCUAUCGGCUCCCCCCCAUCUCCUCGCACAUGCCGUUCGAGGCUGUAUGGGGGCUCUACCUCGGGCAGCGCAUCCGAAUGUUUGGGGACUCGGCUGCCGCACAGUCACAGUCGUGGAGGCCCUUGAAGUCACCGCUGGCGCACGCCACGGUAGAUCUUGCCGAUCGGGCGGAGGAGCGACAGCUGCAAGACGCAUGCGGCCUCAGUUGUACAGCAAUGCAUGUGUGGACACUGUGGCAGCGGGCGGCGACAGGGACAACAACAACACCGUCACCCACGGUACCAACAGCAUCGGCGCCUAGAGUCGAGGUAGCGGCGGUGGAGACCACGCCUCUAUCAUCACCACUACAGCCUCCUCUGCAACCACAUCCCGCGAAUCCAUUGAUGGAAGUAUGCAACCCCCCAGUAUCGCAGCCGCCACCGUUCUCGCCGUAUCGUGUGGACAUACUUUCCCCAAGCAGCAUCGAGCGGCGGUGUCCGUCACCAGACCGUCAGCUCGCUCUGCCACCUGUUCGCUGUUCCACACCACAGCCGCCGCCGAGUCGCUUACCAACGCACAUCAGCUUUACGGUGCAGACAGUUUCGAAGCCGUGCAAGAGCUCUUGCAGCGCCCCCGAUGUGGCCGUCAUAGAAGCCGCAUCUGCCGCAGCAGCUCAUGGCAGACCACUGCCGUCGCCCCACACACCGUUCGCUGCACGAGGGGCUCAAGUACAGCAAGGAAGUGAGUCGGUGCCGGUGCCCUCGGCAACGAUGGCGGCAGCGGCGACUGCAGAGCUUCUUCAGGUACUCCCUAGCUUCCUCCCGUCUAGCGGCCCAGUGUCCGAUACGCCUUCUCCGCUGUCCCCGAAACUCUUGAAUGGGAUGCGCAAUGCGUCCUCCGCGCAGUGGCUCCACAAGCGAGUCAGAGACUCGACAGCAACGGCUGCCGAGUCGUGCGCGGCAAUGCCGCCUGCUCAGCAGAAGGCUAAAGCCACCGCUUGGCUGCUCGAGCGGCGAGACACGCGUGGUUUCAGGGACGCAGCAGCGGCGUCGGCUGCAGAGAACGCACCGGCCUCUCAGUAUCCGGCGUCCGGCACGAUGCAAGGAAGCCGCAUCGAUUCAUGGGAGAGCAUUGGUAGUAGCAGCCUCGACAGCACUGACGAGGUGAAAGACAGAGGCAACGGAACAGCGCGUGCUGCGGGGCAAGGGACUGUCAGAACCGCCAUAAGCGGCAGUGUACACGGCAGCACGUACACCACAGGUACCAUCGGGGCAGCGCCAUCGGAGGAAUGGAAGGAGACGCUGCCACUGGACGAGGAGCACUGGCUGGAGAAUCGUGGUUGCAUUGGUGCGGCCACGACGGCGACGCAGACGCCUCGCCACCGGCGGCCGCGUGGAGGCGUGUACUCUGCUGCCUCCUUCGUGGCAGCCCUUUCCACGGCGGUGACACAGUUGCUCUCUGAGCAACAGGAACCGUCACAGCAGCAGCAGCAGCUCCACAACUCCCCUAUAGCGCUUCCCUCAUUUGCGCCCUCGGCCUCCGUCUAUUCCUCCUCCAUUACCGCGGCGAUUGCGGCACAGCGACUGGAGCGGAUACGCCGUGGCCGACUGUUACCCUCCCUCGCCAAGCUCGACAGCCUCAACCUGCUUCCACAGUAUGUGCCUGUGUGGUGCUAUACGUACGACCCCAUCACCAGCCAGCGAAUAACCACGCAGCACGGCGACGAUGAUGGUGGCAGCAGCGCUCACGUACACAAUCAAAGCUACCUACAGCGCUACCCUCCAUCGUCCAACGGGGUGGUGUCCGGCUCGCGCGGUGGCAACGCAGGCGGUGGCAUCCAUGACCUAAGUCGUGCUGGCAAGGCGGGCUUGACCGCCACCUACCGGUAUGUGACUGAUACGGCGCGAACAGUGCUCGACGCGGUUAAGUUGUCCGUCCCGAACAUGAUGCAAUGUGCCAUGGGGAGCGGUGGAGGUGGCAGCCAGCCCGCGAGCGGCGGCACAGGUGGCAAACCGAGGGCUGGUCUGCCCAUCACAACCGCGACAGCGACGGCAACGGAUGUGACCCCUACCGCGUCCCCCACAGCCGUCUCCGUGCCACGCACGACACUGACUGUGCCUCUGCCCGUCACGACUGGCGCCUACGCCUCCGCGUACGGGAGCGGCAACGCCACACGGGAUGUGGCGAAGAAUCCAAGCCUGUACUACGCCGUGUGUGGGCUGUACAUCACGGAGCAGGACAUCAUCAUACGCGCUCUGCCAACAGUCGAAGUUCAGCGCCAGCGAGAGAGAAUGAGGCGGCAGCAACGAAGCGGCGGCAGCGGUAGAGACGACCUCAGCCGCAACGGCGUACCUCCAGGUAGCAGCGAGGCUGAGCGCUCGAAGUACACGGAUGGGAACAAUAGCCUCGACGACGAGGACGACGACGACAGCGAAAGCAGCGCUGAGGAAGUGGUGGAGUUGCUGAUUCUACCACGCGUCAGCCUGGUGUCCGUCACGCCGUGCGCGGUGAACCGCAGCGUCGGCGGCGUCUUUGCUACCAAGCACGCUCGCAAGCUGUACGACCACCUGGAGGAACAACCCAACCUCAUUCCUUCGUCUGCGGCGGCCGUCACCUCAGGUUUAACCUCAGCCGUGCCGGCCUCUGGCAGCGGGGGUGCCGCAGGAAGCCGCGCACCGUCCACCUCACGGGCGCAUCGCGUUUUGCCGACCAACGCAACGACCUUAAGAACGGGCACCAAUGCGCAGCAGAAGCAGCAGCAGCAGCACCACCCGUGUGUACCAGCGCACUUGGGCCAGCCAGAGCAGUCAUCGCUCACGACGCCGUCCACCGUGGUGGUGCUAAAGCUGCAGUCUGCAGAGAUGCGGACAGUGUGGCUGGAGUUUGCGAACGAAACGGUGCUGAACGAGGUCCACCGGCUGUUGUGCACUCCACUUCGAUCUUCAACUCAGCUCAGCGGGAUGCCAGCCAGUCCAUCACGGUCUCGGGGCACGCCGCCGACACCGCAACGUCCUCCGUGCUAUGGCAAUCGGUUUUUAUCAAGUGCCCGCCGCCUGUGGUCCAUGGUGCCUCUGGUCCUACUCGCCACCAACGUGCUGCCGCCGGGAGGUGCCACCUCGCCCUUCAUGCAGGCAUUCUUGAAGAACGUCACCGUGGCGGCAGUUAUGCUGCACGCGCAAGCCGCUGAACCGGGCCCGGCAGCAGCGACGACCACGCCACCGUCGCUGUUGUCGAUGGAGGCCUCUACGCUCUCUCUGCCACCACCCCCGCCUUCGCACGGAUGCCCCAUCGCGCUGGCAAACACCUGGUGGCUCUACGACCCCGCCCGGGAGUUUGUGCGCCAAGGCCUGCCAGAGGAGCACUGGUGCUUGACGUCGGCGAACAUGGAGUACACCUUCUGCCCCACCUACCCGUCCACCUUCGUCGUCCCCGCCGCCCUCGCACGCGCGAUGGAAAAUGGCGAGGUAGACGGGCGACACCGCAUGUCUCGCCGGGUCGAAGCUGUCGCCUUCUACUACGCACCAACCGGUGGCGUGCUUGUCCGCAGUGCGCAACCGACUCUGGCAGCAUUGGUGGCCGAGGUGCCGACCGGUCCGGCGCUGGAGUGGACAUCGCGCAUGACGGGUGGGCGGAUUGGCAGAGCAGCGCCGACCGGGUCGUCGUCGCUUCCGAUGCAGCCGUCACCGUUGGCGGUGUCGCUGCGAGACGCUCCUCGCCUUACGCUGAACGCCUUCGCCGCCGCAGCUGGUGUGACGACUCAGCAGAUCUGUGUGAUGGACCUCCGCUCUGCCAAAGCGGCGUUCGGGAAUGUGGGCAAGGGGGGCGGCAGCAUGGAGCUCCUCCUCUACCCCUUCGGCGGUGUGGAGUACGCGGGACUGCCAAACAUUCACAGCGUGCAGAGGGCGUGGCGUAGGCUGAGGGCGUCCCUAACACAUGACGCGCCGUACCAGCUCAGAGGAAACGAAAGUGGCUGCCUCGAGACCCAAUAUGUGCAGUACGCCGGAGAGCCGCCGUACGCGGCGGUGGUUGCAGCAGCUGAGCUGCCCGCAACGGCGAAACGACCUGCCUCAGGACUCAGCGUGACUCCGCCACUGUUGGCGUCACUCCUGCCGCGCCUGCAAGGGCGCAGUCCGAGUACUCGGCAGCAGGCGAGGGACAGCACUGGUGGCACAGAGGUAGCAGCGGCUCUCAAGACAACGCUCAGUGAGUCCGAUAACGGCGACGGUAACCGCGAGAGUGUUGGACCAGGAGGGAGUGUGGCAACUGAAGAAACCGCGGACACAGCGACCGCGACGUCGUCACCAUCUCGGCUUCCGUUCUCGCUCAGAGGUGUGCGAUGGAGUGCCAUCUUCUCCGCCAUGACCACCGUUGGCGGCGCGUCCGUCACUGCCAUGAUGCCGGCAGCACAACACGAGUGGCUUACCUACGUUGCUAUGCUGCUCAACACCGCCGUCGUUGCGGCACGGCGUGUCUGCGGGGUGCCAACCGACCCGCUGUACGUGCCCGCCAUGCAGCACAACGGCCUUUCAGCGAACUGUUUCUCAUACAUUGUCGGCCACGCCUUUACGCAAUUUCGGCUGCCAAAGGCGGCAUCGUUGUCGUCGUCGUCAGCUACGGCGACAGGGUCGGGAUCACGGCGCGGGUUUCGGACGCCAGCAGUAGCUGCAGCGAGGGCUGCUCGCAGCUUCAAGGCGUCGCUGGCAUCGUACGAGCACAGCGCACACGAGACAUUCGCCGGUGUGGUGUUUCUCAACUGCUCCGACGGUUGGGACCGCACCCCGCAGAUCAGCAUCCUCACGCAGCUGCUGCUAGACCCCUACUACCGCACAGUGGAGGGCCUCUGCAUCUUGCUGGAGCGCGAGGUGCUUUGCUUUGGGCAUCCAACGCAGCUACGCUCAACAGCCAUAGGCGGCAACGUCGACGACUACUGGGACCAACUCCGCCGGGACGAUCGAGACUCUGCUGCUGCGAAGAGGGUGAGCGCACAGCCUCCCGCAGCAACGGCAGCGCAAACGCAGGCGAUGGAGACACAUCAGCGUAAUACCGUUACGGCAGCCUUUCCGUCGCAACCCAUCCUCGCCGCUCACUCAUCAGCAGCAGACGAAAUGAGGGCCGCCGCGGAGAGUGAGCGUAGGAGAGGCUGCGUGGGAAGUCAAGUUAGCUGCAGUGUCUCGCCGUCAACCCCUACAGUUGCUGCCGUCAGGGAUGACGACGAUGACAGCGACGCCACCUCUGCGCCUCUUUUCGAUGAGGAGUCUGUGGAGGUAGACGAGGUCGUGGGGGCUGAUGGGCUAAGAGAGAGGGCCUUGCAUCGAUGGCUGCAGAAGGCGCGUGUGGCGCUGAGCGGCGGCAGUGGGGCAGGCGACGUCGCGGCGAUGGAGGACGCAAGCCAGAGCCGCGGUGCCUCUGCAGCGGCUGUGCAUGCGUCUUCGGCGUAUGCAUCGAUGUCAGCGAAGCCUCCUAUAGUGUCGCUUCUCCCGUCGCUGUGGUCAAGGAGCGAGGCAGCACCGAUUCUUACUCAGCUGCUCGACGCCAUACAUCAGCUCGUCGUUCUUUAUCCUGUGUGCUUCGAGUACACACCACAGUUUGUGUGCCUCCUACUCGACCUCCUCCACAGCGGGCUGAUCAGCACCUUCAGCGUCAACUGCGAGCAGCAGGUAGAGGCCCAGCGGGUGGCAGAGGGUAGCAUGUCGCUGAGCCAGUGGUGCGCCCUUCUGCUCUCAACAACGACGGCGACGCCAUCAGCAGUGUCCACGGCAGCGUCUGUGACGGCCAAGCUGGCGUCUCACAAAGACACGUCGACAACCCGCUCGGAGGACGGCGCCGGCGCCAGCACCGUUCUGCCCCCGAGACGCGUGUUCAAUCGUCGUGCCCCCGCCACGCCGGGCGUGGUGCGCCAGCAGCUCCCGCGGUCGACGUCAACGACGGAGGCAGCGCUGCCGUCGUUCGGCGCGGACCCGACCAGCGAGGCGGGUGUUGCUGAGGCAAGCGUGGGGUCUACCGCCUGUGUUGACGCAUCCUUCCAUCGUCUGACUUCGGCCACCCUGAUGGGCGACGCAGGGCUAGAGGUGGAGGAGAAGCAGCAGCAGCAGCAGCAGCAAGGGCGGGGACUGGGAAAGCCGGCUAUGGGCAGCCGUCGCUGCAGCUGCAGCGAAGCCGAAGAGAGGCAGCCCUUCGCCGUGCACCGCAGAAGCGUAAGCAACGAGGGUACGUCUGGUAGUGCUGAAGCCGGUAGUCAGCAGCGGCAGAGAACCGUCGCGGCACAGUCACCGUCCAACACCGGCACUUCUGCGCCGCUGCCGCUCGGCCGAGAGGGAAAAAUAGGAGAGGAGGAGACGGUGGCGAUGGACUGUCGCUCGUCUACGCCGCUGCCGGCGUCGGCGCGUCCUGACCUCCUUCGAAAUCUUUACUUCUUUGACUACACCACACGCUGGGGUGUGCCCGUCGAAUCCGCGGCAUCACCGCUGCCGCGCUCGGGACACGCCCUUUCCUCAUCCUUCUCCAUAUCGUCCUCCGCCACUUCAACGUCGGAGCACCCUGCAAGCCCCCAUGACGAAGCCUCGCUCUCAGCAGGUGGGUGGCACACACAGCAACACGCAGGCUGUCGUUCGAGUGAUGCAACGGCGGUGGAUGAAUUUUCUCGCCGUUUGCUGCCCAUCUCGUACGAUGCGCUCUACACCUCUGGCUACCUUAACCCAAACUUCUCGCUGCGCCACAACAGGGUCGACGUCGGUCCCCUCGUGGACUUCAUCCUCCCCUCCCGCCUCACCCUCUGGCGAGCCGCGUACACACGCCAUUCGUUUUGGGGCGUGCGGCAGGCGCAGCUGCAACACGCAGUCGGGCAGUAUCCGCAGCAGCGCCGACAGCAUGCUGUGAACAGUCGCAGCGGACGCGGUGUGCCAGACGCAACGGACAACGCCAGAAGCACCGUCGGCCGGUACGGCGGCGGCAGCAGCAGCCCCUUGGGAAUGGGUGGUGCACACAUGGGGGCAGAGGUACAGAGAAGUAGGCUGUGGAGUCCCAGGGCUUCCUCGACGGGGGCAGCGGUGUCAUCGGUCCCCAUCACUAGCCCCACCUCUGAAGACGCACGAGGGCAGCCUCCUAGCAGUACCUUCUUCGCCAGCACCUCCGUAACGUCACGCGGAGGUGGCGGCGGCAACGCCGCCUUCUUUGCUCGUGACGGCGACGGUGAGAAUCGCUCGCAGGGUCGACCGGGGCCCUUCAGGGACGCGGCAGUCCACUACCCCGUCACCUCCUUGACGCCUGGAAUUUUCCAGUUCCACAUCGGCUCCGACAGCGAGGAGGACGAGGAGAUCGCUCGCCAGUAG